AUGGAGAGGACCGAUCACUCCUACGUUGAAAACAACCAACAAGCGAUUGAAGACGUACACAGGAGACACUAUUCAGGUGGUAGGAGAGAUUCAGGUACAAGUGGGCGUCAACAAUACGGGACAGAAGGUCAAGCUUCCAUCGCUGGUUGUCAGGGGCAAGGGAUCCAGUUUAUUGGGCAGGACUGGUUGCAGCAGUUGAGAUUAGACUGGCACCAGAUUGCUAGAGUCAGGGAUACGCCAAGGGCAGCAGAGGUAGUGGCAAGACAUCAAGCUCUUUUUCAGAAAGAAUUAGGUGAAUACAAGGGGCCAGCGGCAACUAUUGUGAUUGAUCCUAACGAAACACAGCGUUUCUGUAAAGCACGCAGUGUCCCGUACGCUUUGAGACAACGAGUAGACGACCAGUUGAAGCUAGAAGCAGAGAGAAUUCUCAGACCGGUGGAACAUGCAACUUGGGCGGUACCCGUGGUGAAACUAGAUAGAUCAAUACGCAUAUGCGGUGAUUUUAAACAAACAAUCAACCGAUCGGCGCAGCUGGACACUUAUCUAAUUCCCAAGGUGGAAGACAUUGUAGCAAAAUUGUCUCAAGGAAAAUAUUUUUCCAAGCUCGACCUGAGCCAGUUCACGACAUUACCGUUCGGAAUAUCGUCCGCACCCAGCAUUUUUCAGAGAGUGUUAGAGAGUGUUCUCAGAGGAAUUCCAGGCGUUGACAACAACUUGGACGACAUUCUCGUCAUAGGGGCGACGGAAGCAGAAAACGCAGAACGGUUGGAGGAGGUGUUGCAAAGAUUGGAAGACGCAGGAUUUAGGUUACGAAAAGACAAGAACACGUUCAUGGAGACAUCGGUAACGUAUCUGGGUCACGUCAUAGAUGACCAGGGCGUUCACCCCGAUGCAGAAAAAGGGAAAGCAAUCAAGGAAGCCCCGGCUCCAUGUAACCUUCAGGAAUUACGCAGUUUUUUGGGAGGCAGGGCCCAGAAUGGCAAUGCAGAUGCAUUGAGUCGUUUACCACUACAAGUUAAGGAACCCAAAGAGGAAGCGCCGGUUGAAGUUGUUUUAGUCAUGGAGCAGUUAGACGAAUCGCCAGUAACGGCCCAACAAAUAAAGGCUCAAACGGGUAAAGACCCUUGUUUGUCAGUUGUCCGUUCUAAUCCUCCACAAACGAGGGCAAAAGUGCUAGACACAUUGCACGAGGGCCAUCCCGGCAUUUGUAAAGCGAAGGCCCUAGCAAGAGGGUAUGUCUGGUGGCCGAAGAUUGAUGCUGAUUUGGAACGAGCAGUGAAAUCAUGUGGUCGGUGUCAGGAACACGGGAGGAUGCGUUCAGUGGCUCCAUUACAUCCGUGGGAGUGGCAAAACCGUCCGUGGUCGCGAUUACACGUAGACUACGCGGAUCCGUUUAUGGGAAGAAUGGGUGCUUUCACACUGACCUUAGGUUAG
Messenger RNA from Corticium candelabrum, 1434 nucleotides. RefSeq lists its product as uncharacterized. NCBI's taxonomy places the organism in Eukaryota, Metazoa, Porifera, Homoscleromorpha, Homosclerophorida, Plakinidae. The record is from RefSeq and is a predicted model, not a curated record. The transcript is spliced from 5 exons. Bases 1 to 1434 code for a protein of 477 amino acids.